AAACAAGUGGGUGGUUCGUGUCCGUGUAUUUCUCAGAAGUCAACCGCAUGUCAACACUUAUUUUGGGGAUCUUUCUUUCCGAGGACCCGUUCUAUUGUUAGUUAGCUUGUGCAAUUUUAGGUUCAAAUGUAAAGAAUACGCAGCGUGUACAAGUUCAUGAUGGACAUUCUGGAGAAACCACCAGCAGGACAUGUGCUGGAUGAUACACAACCAUUGUCCUGUAUUAUCGAAGCAGCUCAAACCGUACAAGGACACACUGACUAUGUGAUCAAAGUUCAAAGAGGACCAAUUCCGGAGAAUUGCUGGCGUGUCACACGCCGCUACAGUGACUUCGCUAGCCUUAAUGCUACCCUACAAACAUACAGCAUUGACCUUUCUCUGCCAUCGAAAAAGGUGUUUGGCAACCUGGACCGGGAGUUUGUAGCUGAGCGACAGCAGGGUCUACAGUCAUACUUGGAUGCACUCGCUGGCCAUCUGAUGGUGUCGUCCAACAUUCUUGUGAAGAAGUUCCUAGAUCCAGAAAGCUAUGCAAUAAACUACCAAGAGAGCGCAUUGCAGCAUGUGUCCAUGUUCUUUCGUUCAGAACCAAAGUGGGAGAUGUCAGAAGUUCAGCAGGAUAUAGGCUGGAGAAUCAAAAAACAGUAUUUCAUGGUAAAACAUGUAGAUAGACCAAAACACAGACAACUACUGACCUGGGCAAGUUUAGGACCUGACAACUUUCUCUCUACAAAAGAUCUGGAUUCGAUAAUGCGACUUUUGCCCUCUUUGAAACAUCCAUUUAUUCUCCCGAUCACAUUCGCGAUGGCAAAUGAAAAUGGAGGCCUAGCCAUUAGGACCUACAUUUCUGAGGGAACUCUACGUGACCGUGUAUACAAGACAAGACCCAGGCAACCAUACCUGAAGAAGUAUGGAAAGCCAAAGAGUGUUACUCCGUUGCCACAGAACGAAAUUAAGACCUUUGGGAGACAGAUCUUAGAAGCACUAAAGUUCCUCCAUGACAAAGGUCUACCCUAUGGGCAUUUGCAUGCGGGAAACGUAAUAAUAGAUAAUGGAUCCUGCAAGCUACUGGAUGUGGAGAAUCACUUGCUAGGCCUGCCUGGCUUCUACCGAUCUUACAUCACUCUGCUGAAACGUGCCUCGAGCACUGAAGCCAUUGAUGUGUAUUGUUUUGGGCACGUGCUGUAUGAGAUGGCUGUGGGCACGCCACUCGCUUCAGCUACCUGUGAUAGCCUACCAAGCUGCUGCUCCCCUCAAGUUCGGUCGGUACUGGAGAUGGUGCUGACCUCUGAAGCACUGCGGACCGGUCUUCCCGAUGUUGCUACUCUCAUCGCCCAGCCUUUGUUCAGCGAUGUGCCGGUAUCAUACUUGGAGAAGCCGCAGAUGAAGGUUUCCUCGCGGCUCAGAGAAGCCAUUCAGAAAUCAAAGGAAGCCAUGGAGACACGGUUAAAAGAAGAGAAGAAAGCGAUAACGCAGCAUAAACGGAUUUCCAAGGCACAAGCAAAACACAUGUCAGAAGAAGAAAAGAAAAAACGAAAGAAGAAAGCACUGUCUGCAGCAAGGAUUGCACAGAACUCGAGUUCAGAGCAGGUGAAUGGCGGAGUGAGUGGUGACAGCUCCAGCAGCCGGUCCACGACUCCACAGAUGGCAGGUACACUCAGCCCCACACCGCAGGUUUUGACACCCCCUCUGCCUCCCCCACCGCCUGGAACCCUACCCGCUCCCAUCUCCCAGCCCUCCCAGCCCAGUGCCAUCCCUGUCAGCUCACCAACCCUGCCUUCCAGCGACCGUGGCGCCCUCUUAGGAUCUAUACAAGGCUUUAGUAAAUCUGCACUGAAAAAGGCAGAGACAGAGGACAAGAGUGCUCCGCGGAUGUAGAGGUGUUGGUGCGUCGCGUGUGGCGCAGUACCAGCCAUACGACUCUCUGUGUGGUUAGAUACCUUAAACAGACAGUAAGCGAAGGUAGAGAUCUGACCAGGCAAUCAUGUUCGUCAUUAUGGAUGACGUCAUCAUCUCUUUAUAGCGAGUGAGAGUGCGAACAAAGUAAAAUCUUUCGGUUGCAAGGACCAUCAGUGUCGUUAGCAAAACCUAGAUUUCGCUGAGUGAUUGUUGGUUUUAUUACAAGUUUGGACGUAGUACUUGCGAAUAUAAUUAUAGAGUCCAAUGGUUUCUGAAUUACCGAUCGCACAAGUUUUUAAUCGUUUGUUUAUUACCCUAUAACCACCGUUUUAUUGUUAUAAGAAGUUUAACUUGUAAUUACCAAUAUUUAGGAGUGUUGAACAGCAAAUGUGUGAAACGUUUAAUGUAUGUUGUGAAAAUUCCAAGAGCUUUGUUGUGAGUCUGAGAGUCAGAGAGUAGAGGAUCUACUCGAGUAUUGUUGGUUGUUAAUUAAUAGCUGAGAUAUUUUGAUUAUAUGUUGUAAGUAAGAAAGAGUUUCCGUAACAUUGUUACUUAUUACAGCAGGCGCGUAUCUGUAAUCGCCUUGUAGACAUGGAAAAGUAGACUGUUUUGAAGCUGGCUUUAAGCGGUUCUGACUGCGCAUGCGUAUAGAGGGGUUAUUGCAAACUAUGGUAACCACGUAGGCGGGAUGUCUCUGCUAUUGGAUAACUGAACUAUUAUCUGCAGUUGUGCUCGGCACACGAGAGAAAAACAUAGUUUAUUUUUUAUCUGUGCAAAAAAAACGAAUAAAACAAACGCGAUGUGGGCAGGCGUGUGUUGCAUAUGCAAGGCGUGCAUAAACGCGUGCGGCUUCACGCUGAACGCCCUAUCGUGUUUGUUACACUGUGACUGCGUCUAGUGUAUGUUGAAUCUAUGAUCGCUAGCGGUAGCUCUUGCGCACUACUUAAUAACUAUGUUUGUCAUGUUGCUAGAAGUUAGGUUAAGUGUUGUUACCGCAUUUCGCGGCUUAUAGGAAGCUUUUUUUCCUAGAAAAUGUCUCGAAAAUCUUCCUGCCAUCCUUUAAGCAGGUCGGUGUGUAGCAGGCAGGAUUAAUGCUAAGAUGUUUAGCUAAGGUACGGUAUAUUAUACACCUCCGCGGAAUAGCCACAGUAGAUAUUGCACAGUGCUGACAGUGCGGGGGGCUUAUUAAAAUACAGCGAAUAUGGGGGGAUACUAUCAAGAGCGUAUUAAGAAGAAGCUUCUUAAUACGCUCUUGAUAAUAUAAUAUAUUAUAUGGAAUAUAGAAUAUAAUAGUAUUAAUGCACUUAUGUCGAAUACAAGAGUGCGCCCUUAAUUAUGUUGAGCACAGACCUGGUAGUAGGCAGGGCUAUUAUGUAGUCAAGCCUUUUCCUCGUAUUAUUAUUAACUUCUAAAUUUAAGCGCGGUCUAUCGCAGCGUCUUGUAAGCUCAGAAAUAGGUUACUGCCGACGCUUCCGCAUGCUACCACAUUAUCACUAUACUGCCCCGUGAUAUAUUAGCCUUUCCGCCUGAUUUUAUUGAGCGUCAUACACAGUUGGACACCGGUAGACGCCUUUACAUACCACGGGGAGACGUGAAGUGUCAUAUCUUAUACACUGCAGCUGGUGAGCCGUGCGUAGCGGCCGCUAGCCCAAGAAUAUAACGUGUAUGUAUAUAUUGCUCUCAGCCGCCUAGUACUGCCAUGACAGAUAUAUUACCAUGAACAUAUAUAUCUAUAUAUUUAUUCGCGCGCCGAUAGUCAGUAUAGCAUAGGAACAAUAUCGCUCCAGUCUGUUUGUCUGUCCGCUUUCUCUCAUCCGUUUCCCGCUCAAACGGCGGCCAGCAGACGCAAGGCAUCUUUUCUUUGCUGCUUCGUUUCCAACGA
Molecule: messenger RNA, 3778 nt
Organism: Priapulus caudatus
Lineage: Eukaryota; Metazoa; Priapulida; Priapulimorpha; Priapulimorphida; Priapulidae
Product: PX domain-containing protein kinase-like protein
Exons: 16
Coding region: 157-1875 (572 amino acids)
Biological process (GO): early endosome to late endosome transport; endosome to lysosome transport; protein targeting to lysosome
Cellular component (GO): late endosome; extrinsic component of endosome membrane; early endosome
Molecular function (GO): phosphatidylinositol binding; protein kinase activity; ATP binding
Source: RefSeq, a predicted model, not a curated record